ACUAUCCUUCAGAUACAACACCGCAUUGAAACGCAGAUUUGGCCCAAUACUGCAGGUCGCAAAUUCGUGAAAGAAACAUUGUCCGGAUCGCACAGACGUCGAUUCGUGAGAUCCCUGUCGCUUCUCCGCACAAACGACGCCAUCCGUUCAGCGACAUGCGCUGAUAGCGCCGCUGUGACACCGCCGCCCACAGUACAGCGAGCAGCCUAGACACCGUCACUCGAGGGCGCACACGGCAGACGGCGUGAAGGAGAGGUCAGAACGGCGCGCGACAUGUCUGGUGCCUCUCCGCCGAAGCCCUGGGAGCGAGCGGGCGCCGGCGGCUCUUCUGCCGCAAUACCCAGCUCAAUGACUUCGACAGCGGCGACACCGACAGCGACGACGACGGCCGCAUCUUCUGCUGCGGCACCCGCAUUACCUGCGCGAACAGACGCACUCAGCACCGUCGCAAACCGAACAGCGGCGAAUUACUCCACAAUGAAUAGAGCGUCACCUUAUUCAUCACCUUAUGGCAUGGGAGGAAUGGGUACCAUGGGAGGGUAUGGCGGUUAUGGAUCUUCAUACAGCUCGCCGUACAGCCGUUUCGGCGGCAUGGGCGGUAUGGGAAGCAUGUACGGCGGAGGCAUGUAUGGAGGUAUGGGCGGAUACGGCGGCUACGGCAUGAACGGCGGCAUGUAUGGACAACCUGGACAGAUUGGACCCGACGGCCAGCCGAUAAGCUUGACGCAAGCAUACAGCAACAGCACACAAGCCACAUUCCAGAUGAUCGAGAGCAUAGUCGGGGCCUUUGGAGGAUUUGCACAAAUGCUGGAGAGCACAUAUAUGGCCACGCAUUCGUCCUUCUUCGCCAUGGUCAGUGUGGCAGAGCAGUUCGGAAACCUCAAGCAGACGCUUGGCUCUGUUUUGGGCAUCUUCACAAUCAUGCGGUGGAUACGAACAGCCAUCGCCAAGUUGACCGGCCGACCGCCUCCGGCAUCAUCGAAAGAGCUGACGCCAGCCAACUUCGCACAAUUUAGCGGCCAGCCUGGUCCAGACGGCCAACCGGUCGCGAAACCAAGCCGAAAACCCUUCGUCUUCUUCAUCGUAGCCGUCUUCGGCCUCCCUUGGCUCAUGGGAAAACUCAUCCGAGCCCUGGCAGCCUCACAGGAGGCGCAACAACAACAAAUGAUGCCACUCGACGCGAAUGGCCAACCCACACAACCCAUCGAUCCCUCGAAACUCGACUUCUGCCGAGUUCUGUACGAUUACACCCCACAGGCCCAACCCGGCCAAGCCUUCCAAGAAGGCAUCGACCUCGCGGUCAAGAAAGGCGAUCUCGUCGCUGUCCUCAGCAAGACCGAUCCCAUGGGCCAACCAUCCGAAUGGUGGCGCUGCCGAGCCCGAGACGGCGGCGUCGGUUACCUCCCAUCACCUUAUCUAGAGACCAUCCAACGCAAGCCACAGCAACAGGCUAUUAUGGCCAAGGGCUCGCAAAGUCAACCAGGCAGCGAGACGAACUCGCGAGUUAAUACGAUGACUUCUCACAGUGUGGGCAGCCGAGCGAAUUCGAUGAAGAUUACAGAUCGCGAAAAGGCGGAGGUGCAGAAUGUCAGCAAGGAUUUGCCUCCGGCGAUCAAGGGCAAGCCGGGAGAUAUGGGAAUUGAGAGCUUUCAGAAGGGCGCUUUUAAUUCGUGAAAGAAUUUCUCUAGAUUGAUUGGAUGAUUGUAUGAGCGAGCGUCGAAUUUUUAUGUAUUCAUUUGAGGGACAAUGGUCUUUCGUGUAUAGGUUAUGGCAUUUCUUUCUGGUUCUUCAUAAAAGAUGGAUUUGAGGAUUGCAUUACUUUUUAGCCAGAUGUGCCGCAAUAGGAUGACGAUU
Molecule: messenger RNA, 1854 nt
Organism: Cercospora beticola
Lineage: Eukaryota; Fungi; Ascomycota; Dothideomycetes; Mycosphaerellales; Mycosphaerellaceae
Gene: PEX13
Product: peroxin PEX13
Biological process (GO): protein import into peroxisome matrix, docking
Cellular component (GO): peroxisomal membrane; peroxisomal importomer complex; peroxisome
Molecular function (GO): protein binding
Source: RefSeq, a predicted model, not a curated record